AUGGCUUCUAAGGAUGUCGAGAUCGCCAAGUUGCGCGCCGAAUUGGCAGCUGCCAACGAAGCCACCCGGGCUGCCGAAGAGGAUGCCCUGGCUGCUAAAGAAGCCCUCCUGCCGAUGUCACUGGAGCCGUACCUGGCAGCCUGUCACACGCUUAGCCGCGCCAUCGUCGUCGUCACAGACCGCUCGUUAACCACUCAGGGCGAUGUCACGGACCCCGUUGGGCGCAUCUACCCGCGGCGCAUUGUCCCGUGGGACAACUUUCCGGCGCGGCAAGGCGAGACCUGGCGACUGCUGCUGUCCGCCGAAUCGGCCACCGGCGGCACGGACGCGGCGACCUCCUCGUUUGCCUCGCGGCGGGCGUUUCUGUCUCAGAACCAGAUCGACUACGUCCUGUCGGUCAACAGCCCCAUUAGUAGCGAGCAUGGCUUGCGCUACUUUGAGCGCGACACGGUCGAAAUCCCCGUGCGCAAACUCAUGGCUACCGCAUUCGACGACGCCGUGCUGCGCCGCCGCUUUGGUCUCCGCGGCGCCGUGGACUUUGAGAGCCACACCAACCUCGGCGACGAGAAGGCGGUGGGGGAUGUCGCCGACGGAACUGCCGAUCCAAAGCUUGUCCAUCGGCUGCACCGUGUUGCUAUCGGCCGUGGGCGGGGUACGAUGGCAGACCAGUUCUGCAUCUAUCGGAGGGCAGACGGUGCCGACAUCCCGGUCACCGCUAUCGAAUACAAAGCACCGCACAAACUCACUGCAGACGAGAUCACCACAGGGCUGGCCGCCGCCAUAGAGCCGGACCGCGACAUCAUCAACCGCGACGCGGCAGACGGCGAGUCCGCGUUUGUCUUUGCGUCCAAGUCCCUGGCCGCCGCCGCCGUGACACAACUCUUCUCAUACAUGGUUGGCAAAGGCAUCCAGUAUGGCUACAUCUGCACGGGCCAGGUCUUUGUCUUUUUGUUUAUCCCCGACGACCCAACCACUGUCUUUUACCACGUCUGCGUACCGAAUGUCGACGUAGACGACGAUGUAGACGACGAUGACAGCAGCAUCCGGCUCCAGCGCACUGCGGUCGCCCAGGUGUUUGCUUUUACGUUGCAGGCUCUUGGCGCCGUGCCGCCGACCGCAGCUUGGUUCAGUGCUGCCGCCAAACUCGGCACGUGGGCCGUCGAAUACGACGAUAUCCUCCGCAGAAUCCCGCCGUCGGUGCGUAAGACAAAGGAGAACGCGUCGCCCUACAAGCCGAGCCGUUGGCGGGGCUCCUCGCGGGACUCACCCGUGAAAACGCGCUCGUCACGAAACAAGCCUGGGCAUGCCGGGCCCUCCCAGAGACGUAAAAAUGAUAGCGACGACAGCGACAACGACAACAGGGACAGCAACGAUAGUAGCCAUAGUUACGGCAGCAAUGACGGCAACGACAGUGACAAAGACGGUGGUGGCGGCGGCGGUGGCGGCGGCGGCAACAAUAACGGCAACGAGGGUGGCGGCCGCAGUGGGAAAAGCUCCGCCCACCGACCGGGAGGCACACCGCCCUCGCCAAGCCCAAGUGGGCGUGCUAGCAAACGGCGUGCAGCCGAAGACAACACGGCAAACAACGGACCGGGCGCCAAAAAGCGGCAGCAAGUACAUCUGGCCGCGCAGACACGGACGCCCAUUCAAGAGCAGCCGUACUGCACGCAGCGAUGCCUCCUAGGCCUUGUCUCUGGCGGGCCGGUCGACGCGGCCUGUCCCAAUGCUGCAACGCACGGUCCCCAACACCAGAUCGACGCCACGACGUGCAUGCGCCUGCUGGCCAAGCAAAUAGCGCUGGAUCGGGAUCGCGACGCCGACUUCGCUCCAAUGUUCAUGUCGGGGUUGAUUGGCGCGCUCUACAAGGUGCGGCUGACCGCAUAUGGCUACACGCUGGUGGGCAAGGCAGUCGAGACGGCGAACCGCCCCUUUUUGCAAAUGGAGAAGAACGUUUACGGCCGGCUGCAACCCAUGCAGGGCGAGCAGAUCCCGGUGUGCCUGGGCCUGGCGGACCUUGCCCUACCGCUGUACGGUUACGGCGGUGUUUUCCACCACAUCCUGCUGCUCAGCUGGGCCGGGCGGUCCCUCGCACGCUAUGCGGCGGACGAUGCUGCCUACAGCGGCCUCAGCUGCGCCACGGCCGUCCCCGCCGUCGAAGCGGCAUUCCGGCAGAUGCACGAGCUGGGCGUGCUGCACGGCGACGCCGAGCCACGCAACAUUUUGUAUGACGCCGGAACCAAGACACUGAUGGUGGUGGAUUUUGAGCGCUCUGAAUUGCACACCCCAUCCGUGCCGAUGCCACUUGCGUCCGUCCAUCCUAACGGCCGGCGCCGCAAGACGGCAAAGAAACGAAGAACAAAGACAGAGACGGCGGCACCGACUACCGCGAAUCAAGAAAGGGCGACCUUGGGUCGUUUUACGCGCGAGCUGCGCUGUAUUGCUGACAGCUGCGCACGAUGCCUUACUUAUUCGUAG
This is a messenger RNA of Sporothrix brasiliensis 5110, 2475 nucleotides long. RefSeq lists its product as uncharacterized. Gene Ontology annotation, molecular function: protein kinase activity; ATP binding. Bases 1 to 2475 code for a protein of 824 amino acids. The transcript has a single exon. Lineage: Eukaryota; Fungi; Ascomycota; Sordariomycetes; Ophiostomatales; Ophiostomataceae. The record is from RefSeq and is a predicted model, not a curated record. Gene Ontology annotation, biological process: protein phosphorylation.